Molecule: messenger RNA, 4223 nt
Organism: Xylona heveae TC161
Lineage: Eukaryota; Fungi; Ascomycota; Xylonomycetes; Xylonales; Xylonaceae
Exons: 6
Coding region: 426-4004 (1192 amino acids)
Source: RefSeq, a predicted model, not a curated record
CCACGAGAGAUUUGCCAACAUCACAAACGAUCAUCUUAACCCUUUCUGGCACGCCUCGUGGGACUGUCUGCUGAAAGAGGCGGCUGCAUCGCUCAGCACUGACAUGGUCAACAGAGUCUUGUUAUUUUGUUUUCCUGUCUGCCGUGGGGGUUUGACCCUGGACUAUUGGUUCUUGACAUGAUUCAACCCCUCCAUCCUGCGCGUGGUCCGAAGAACAAAUGCAUAAAAUCCUGAUGGCAGAGGUUUUGUUAGUAUUUGUUGAACCAUCUACGAUCGGCAUUGAUCUGAUCGUAGGACAGCAAAGAGGGGUUAUCCACUCAAGAUGACGACAGAUGCGGAGUCAAUGGAAGGAUGAAGGCGUUCUCGUGCAGAAAUAUGACGAAAGACCUCGUAAAGUCUGAACCAAGGGAUCCUUGUCACAAAAGAUGAGAGCAGCUGAGUGGCAUCUGAUGAAGGGGUUGUGUCCGUCUCGAGGUGCAUAUAUAGCGAGAUACGAAGCUCAGUUACCGGCACAAGAAGCUCCUCUAUUGAUCAAUUUGCUUUGGACGUUUAAAAAAAUGUAUUCAGUCACCCAUGAUUCGGAGCUGAUGGUGCAGCAGGUUGCUGCUGUUGCCGUCCCAAAUUCCUCUUUCUUUUCGACAGUGAGCGAUGAGAACGGUCAUCCAAUGGUCUUCUCCAUUGGCAAUGAUAAGAAGUUUUACAUUUUCAAAGAAGCAACUGAGGGUCACUACCUGCUUUCUGACUUUGGAUUGUUGCUCGGAUUUAACGAGAACUACAUUGCCCAUGCCCUAAGUGUAUCGCAGGAUGCUAGCCUGAAUCUUUUUGUUAUCCUUGCCAUUGAGGACUCAAAUGCGUCCUCUUCAGAUGAUCGGAAACCAAGCCUUCCCUACGUUCUAAAACCCUUCAGCCCAGCAAAUUAUGAUCUCCUGGAUCCCGCGAACUCGGAUUUGCGCCAGCUGAUUCUACCACAGAAAGGCGACGAUUCUGGCUUGCGAAUCUCCACAAUUUUUACAAUUGGAUCGACUGGAGGCGACUCCUAUCCGCCAGUCUUAGUAGCCUACCAACCUCUAGAAUAUAUCAACAAAAAGGAAGACCUGUCAAGGGUCUCCGUGAGCAGUGAUUUAUCCAGCUGGACUCUUACGUAUGACGUUGAUCUUCCCGAAGACGCGUCCAAAAUCCUGGCUUUGCAGCCACUCGUCGUUCCGUAUGGAGACGAACCAAUGACUGGGCUGGCAGCUCUCUAUAUAUUGCAAGACGCUCCACAGUUAAUCUUUAUGUCCAAUGAUGGCAAAUAUCAGGUCGCACUUCAGUGCCCCGAAGAUGCUCGAAGUCUUGCCGCGGUUACAAAUGCUGAAAACUUUAGUGACCUUCUCGUUGGCGGUGUCGGAUUGCGUCAUUUUAAGGCAAUUGAAUGUCUUCGAAAGAAUUCUGCCGGUACCGAGAUCAGUGCAGAAGGGGUGUUCGCCUCUAUCCAGGAGUUAUAUGUUGCUCAAUCGUCUUCUGGUGUCACUGUUUGGGCGGCAGACAUCCGGCAGAGCGUGGGCUAUCUGACCGCCAGCACGGAUUUUAUGGACGUCGGGUCUCCCAUGCCAGUGAUACCUAGGCAGCAAGGAGGGAUGUUUUCCGUAUUCAAGUCUGCCACGGACGGUUACGAGCAACUUCUUGUUUCCGACAAUGCUGGUGCCCUUUCAUUGAUCCGGCAUGAUCCUGUCUUGGGACUCUGGAAAGCCAUACCAUUCUACACUCCGGCUCUGGAAAAAGUCUUUGACAUUCGGUGUUACACUACUCAGAUUACAGUUUUCAAUGCAGAAGGGAAGCCUCAAAUCGACUCACAGGUUCUUCUCAAGAGUUCGGGAUAUGUUGAUAUCCUCGUAAAUGGCCUGUCUGUUCAGGCAAAUCCAUCUGGGGUUCCAUUAUUCACUGAUCAGGACGGAUUAUUGACGCUCGUUGUUCCAACUGAUGGUAUAUCUAGUAACUCCUUUACUAUUGCCACGAAGGAUGAUGCAAGCGACGCGGAAGGCGCACUUCCUAUUGAUCCAACGGCAAAGGUUUAUGAUGCUUUGUCGAAGAUCCAGACCGGGGACGAUCUCAAAAACGCCAAAACGCAGUUGGGUCAGCCGCUGCUCCAAAAGGAGCUGAGCGACAAUGACAUUGAUCAGGCAGCGAAAGCUAUUGGCGUUGCGAUCAGCGCCCGAGACUCUCUACUGGUGAAGAAUGGUCUGAUCAAGAAGUCAAAAGCAGCUGCUCUUCACAACAACGUUCGUUUCGGACAUAACCUGGAAAAGCUGGAGGGAAGCCCGAGGGGAAUCUGGGAUCUGCCCUCUAGUGCUUGGCAUUGGUUCUGUGGCCUCCUUGAUGAUAUUUGGUCAUGGGCUAUAGAGUUUGCAGACGGCGCCUAUUCUUUCUUAGCGCGGAUUGGAGACGUAGUAUACCGCUGGACCUUGAACACGCUGGAGAUGAUCGGCAAUGCCCUAACAUGGGUUUUUGAGAAAAUCCUCGAGAUAGUAGAAACAAUCAUUGAGUGGAUCGGGUUCAUUUUCGACUGGAAAGACAUACAAGCGACCCAUCGGUCAAUCGUCUCUCUGACCAAUGGUGCCCUCGAUACGUGGGCAGAGAAGGCCAACCUCGCAUCUGAUGCGAUUGAGGCGUACUUUGACGGGCUCGCGGACGUUCUUCAGAAUGUAAACAGCAAUUCCCUUCCGGAAAAGCUGGGUUCUGCGCCAGCCGAUAAUGAGGUGGUAGAGGCGAGCCGGUCAGAGAAUGCGGCUAUGGAUUCAACCAAAGUGAAGUGGUCCCAAUAUCAGUGUACGCAUGGCGGUGCGUUCAAAGGCGCCGUCAUACAUGACACACGCAGUGCGAAGGCCGGGGGCACGCCAUUCGAAGAGUUCUGGUCAGAUGUCCUCUCUCCUCUCAUCGGCACAUUCGAGGAUGUGUCCUCUGACAUUGGGAUGUCCAUCUUUGAGAUAUUUAAUCCGGCAGAUUCAAUCUCGCCAAAACAAGCGCUUUCAAAGCUCGGAACAAACGUACUACUCGAUCUUCUCGAUGGGAUCAAGAAGAUUGGUAGUGGUCUUGCCAAGCUGGGAUCUUCACUCCUGGAAGACUUCAAAUCGGCAUUGAACUACAAGAUCACCAUUCCAAUUUUUUCCACUUUAUACAAGAAAUUUAUUUCGGGAGGAUCGGACCUCACAGUUUUAGAUGGUCUGGCUCUGAUCCUGGCCAUUCCAGUCACUAUCGCAACAAAGCUCAUCACUGGUGAGAAGCCGCCGGACAUGACAAUCAUUGACUAUUCCGACUUGGUCUACGGCGUCGUUUCCAAGGACGUAACGAUGCAGUUUAAUCGAUUCGCCAAUGUCACCACACUAUCUUGUCGACCAAUCAUUUCUGCCAUUGAGCUGGUUGAGUCCGUUUUCGGGCUUCAUUUCCGGUUCGAGACCGGCACGGCCAAGCAAUUGGCCAGGCUUCCUCGCCAGCAUCCUCAGGGGCGUCAGCUGAAAGGCGCUGCAGAUCUUGCAAAGAAAUAUUGGCAGGACAUGUUCGCCGUUGUGGCAACAUUAUCGACCAUUCCACGCAACCCAGAUCUGCCGGCUUAUGGUGUACGAUGGGGAAGCUGGGCGGUGUCGGCGCUCAAUCGAGCAACGUCCAUGGCUAUUCGCCGAGUCGAUUCGGCCAGUUCGGUGGUGCUAAAGAGAUGGCUAGGUGUCCAAAAGGUGGUGCUAGGGGCGGUUAAUUACGGCCUUAUCAUUUCCAUCAAGGUCGAAGAAUUUGAGAACGUAUUUCCCGAUAAAGUUGAAGCCUUGAUUGUACUGGAUUGCGUAUCCGGCACAUUUGAUCUUGUCGGUUGUACGUGCGAUGGGGCCGCGCAAUUUGAUCCCGAUCCAGAUACUGCUGCAGCGCUUGGUCUUGCCUCAACUGUAACGACAGUCUUCUCUGUUGUUGUGAGUGGAUCAACAUACGUAACUCGAGCCGCGGAAGGGCAGUACAACGAUAUGAUUCCUUUCAUAUGAGUCGAGUUUAUGCAAUCAACGUUUCCAAUUUUUAUAAUAUUUUCGGUUCUUUCCGUCAAGAGAUUAGGUGACGGUUCGAUGUCUCAGUCGAUGUCGCAAAUUAAGCACCGGAGAGCUCAUAAGCGCCAAGCCCUAUGUUCAAAAUUAUGUUAAAACUGCCAAUGAAUCUAUCCCUAACUUGUAUGAUUGGUUGGUUGCAAUGAGAUCUCAAUUCGCGCA